Molecule: messenger RNA, 1656 nt
Organism: Trichoderma gamsii
Lineage: Eukaryota; Fungi; Ascomycota; Sordariomycetes; Hypocreales; Hypocreaceae
Exons: 1
Coding region: 1-1656 (551 amino acids)
Source: RefSeq, a predicted model, not a curated record
AUGACGGAUAUUGGCAUCGGCCUCGACUCCCAUAAUCGCAAUCGCAGCCACGACAUAACCGACAGACACAGCGGAGACGACAGUUACGACAGCCACGACGACCAUGGCAAUCGCUCGUCGAAAAGCUACAGCCCUCGGCACGCCAGCCGUCUAAAGCUCCUCGUCAAGCACAUCAAAAGCCAUCCCGGGGCCUAUCUGGUAGCCCUCCCAGCGCUAUAUUUCCGCUUCUUCCCUAUAAUCUUCACGCACAACUCUGGGCCUCUAAGCGUGUACCUCGCCGUCGUGCUGGUCUUCGUACCCGUCAAGGUGAUCCUGGCGGCAUGGCGGGCAUACCAUUCUUCAUCCUACGCAUCCAAGAGGCGGAAGAGAAAGGGCAGCUUCCUGUUGCCGUCCAAUGGGCCUUCUACAGCGGGCAGGGCUAAGAGAGGUGGAGGAGCGGCGCAAUCGCUGCUCUGGCUGAGUGGUGCGCUCUUCAGCAUGUGGGUUUAUACAACGGGCAUCUCGUCCCCAUUCCCCACGGCGGCGUCCAUUAUGGCCUAUUCCCCUACGUUACAAGAGCAUCAAGCACGCAAUGCGAGCUACUUCAUUGCCGCCUCCUUCUGGAACAACGAAGACAUCUUAGACUCGUGGACCACGCAGGCUCUCAAGCUCAUCGACGUUCUCGGCCGGCCGAACGUUUACGUUUCGUUGACGGAAAACGAUAGCGACGACAACACGGCCAGCAAGCUGCUGCACUUUGGCCGCGAGCUGACGAGGCGCAAUAUAGCGCACAGCGUCAACAUAACGACAGACCUGCGCGGGUACCCCCCGGAAAAUCCCUGGCACAGCAUUGAGCACAGAAUGGGCUACAUGGCAAAUCUUCGCAACGGCGCCUUGGAGCCCCUGGAGCGAUUAAACAGGCGAUUCGCGAAUGUCAUCAUCCUCAACGACGUCGUCUACCACCAUACCGACGUGCUCAAACUAAUUGCAGCAGUAGGAGGUGAUGAUGUCGGCGGACGGCAGGCCAAGUAUCCCAUGUCGCAUCAGAUCGCGAAGCCGGGCAAAAGACGCAUGGCCUGCAGCAUCGACAUGGACGGCGCGACGGUGUAUGACACUUGGGUGCUUCGCGAUCGUUGUGGAAGGCCCGUAAGUGGCUUCUGGCCCUUUUUCACAGCAGAGGAGGACAAGAAGGCUGUACGCGAGAACCGAGUGUUGGAGGUUGGCACCUGUUGGAACGGCCUCGUGGUCCUCGAUGGGGACAUGCUGCUCGACCCGCCUCUCCGCAGCAAGAAGGCGAAUUGGGACGCGGCAACGCUGCGCUUCCAACAGCCGCCCGCAUGCAUCAUUUCCGAAUGCUCGUUAUUGCCGUUGGCCAUCACCAACGUCACAGGCGGCGCCCCAGUAGUCAUGGACCCCUCCGUCAUAGUGGGCUACAGCAUCGGGUGGUGGAGGUACUAUGCAGUCUGGCUACGCAUGCCUGUCGUGCGGCUGUGGAUGAACAUAUUCGAGCAGGGAUACUGGAACCUCUGGUGGAAAUUGGGGAUGGGCAAAGGCUUACGAUGGGCCGGGCUGGACGACGGCAAAGAGAAGAACGAGUGCAUCAUCACCGGGUGGCCCAGGUGCGAGAGCACCGAGCGCGAGUAUACCGUCAAGGGAGCAAUUAGACUUGGCAAGUGA